GGAAUUUGCUUCAAACGUGCCAAGAUGUUGUAGCUGUUUUUGGACCCAUUUUCAUCGCCAAACACACACACUCUCUCUCUCUCUCUCUCUCUCUCUCUCUUUUUUCUCGCAAUUUCUUUUACCCUUUGGUCGUCUCUGCAAACUCUCUCAACUCCACUCCGCAGCGCGCGCGCACACACACACACGAUUCCAAAUCGCUGCACUGAACUUUCAUCUUCAAAUCCUGAGUUCUUCUUCUUUCUUUCUCUAUUUUCCUCCCCUUUUUGAGCUCCAUUGAAUCUGAUUUUGGUAUAGAAUAGAGGAAUCGAUGAUGGUGGUGGUAAUCAGCAGCAGUAGGUGUUCUUCCGCAUCUCAUAUCACUGAGAUCAUCAUCACCAGCUUCUUUCGCCACAAAAUCUAAGCUUUUCUUCUCAUAAACAUUCAUAUAGUUCUGUAUAAAUUUAUCUGAUUAUAAAGAGAAAAAAAAAAGAAAAGAAAAUUUGAGGGGUUUGAAUAGGAUUUUGUCGGAAAAACUCUGUUAUCUUCAUCGGAGUUGGAUUUCCAACUUUUCUCCCCCCGCAUAUAAAAUUUAGUUAAUCAAUAAAAUCCCUGUUAAAAGGAUAAAGGGAUUGUCCAUGGCAGCCUCUUGAGGGGGAAAAAAGGGGUCGGAAAAAGAUUUCCCAUCUUUGUUCUCCGGCGGCUAUGGCGGAGAAGAAGCGGAUGUAUGGUGUUUGUGGUGGUGGGAUUGCUGCUUCGAAUAUGGAUAGUGACUUUCUUCAGAAUCAGAGAGCUUCUUGUGUUUUGUCUCACCCGCGUGAUUCCUUUUUCACAUCCAGCUCUUCCUCCUCGUAUCUCGGUUCAAGGUCCAUUUUGAGUUUUGAUGGUAUUACUGGAGGAAAAAAAUCAAAGUCGUUUUACCAGUCAUUUGGUCAAGAAGAGAAUUUGGAGGAGUUGGAAGAAUAUUACUUUCUCCAACCCGAAAAAAAGAGGCGGCUUACUGCUGACCAGGUUCUGUUUCUGGAAAAGAACUUUGAGGAUGUGAACAAACUAGAACCAGAAAAGAAAGCUGAACUUGCUAAAGAACUUGGCUUGCAACCCCGGCAGAUUGCAGUGUGGUUUCAAAAUCGACGUGCACGGUGGAAGACAAAACAGCUUGAGAAAGAUUAUGAGGCUUUGCAAGCUAGCUACAAUAGCCUCAAAGCUGAUUAUGACAACCUCCUUAAGGAAAAAGAUAACUUAAAAGCUGAGGUGGUUUACAUUACAGAAAAGCUCCUUCUGAACGAGAAAGAGAACACUAAUUCGACAUUAUCUCAUGGCGGCAGCCUCACUGCUGCACCAUCGAACGCAUCUGUUACUUACUCGGUCUCUGAAGAUGAAUCAUCUAAAGUAUCAGCCCCGGCCCAGAAGCAGGAAGAUGUAAGUUAUGGCACAAGUGAUGUAUUGGAUUCAGAUAGCCCUCAUCACACGGAGGCGUUCUCCUCUCUCCUACCACCUGGAGAUUCCCUGUACAUCUUUGAACAUGAUCAGUCUGAUCUAUCCCAGGAUGAAGAAGAUGACAGAAGUAGGAAUCUUGAAAGUGCUGCAUACAUUUUUCCAAAGCUAGAGGACGCCGACUACUGCAACGCACAAAGCUCAUUCUACUAUGGACUCCCAGAUGAGGAUCAAGCUGCAUUUGGCUUUUGGUUGUACUGAGAUGACAAGUUUGUCUUGCUUCUUCUAGUUCACCUUUUUUUCAUAUAGCAUUAUGUAUUUUCACUGUCUAUAUUCAAUAAAUUGAAUCCAUCGCCGCCUGAUGGCAGAGGUAGGUUAUGGUCGUAUCAUACUCCCUUCGUCCCAAAGUAUAGUCUUGAACUACAACACUAUGGUAGACAUGAUUAUUUCUUUGGGACAGAGGGAGCCUUGCAUAUUGGUGAUUGUGACUUGUAAGUUAGUAUUAAACCCUAGAAACUCUGUUUGACUGGUUUUGUAGCUUGUUUCAUAUGUUUCUGUUAAGAUAAAAUGGUUACUCUGUGCUUUAAAUUAUUCCAUGAACACUCUUCAGUGAAUGGUAUAAAGGAUCUUCCUCUUUGCGUAUAAUUCUCAAAAUUUUCUGGAAUCAUAUUCGAAUUUGAAUGAAAUGCUCACUGCUUUCCUCAAUCUGUUCAAAACUUUCCAGCUCAACGGAAAUAAUCCUUCUUUUCUGGAAUUUAAUCUAUUUAGGAACACCUCAAAAGUAAGCAGAU
Oldenlandia corymbosa var. corymbosa is the source of this 2201-nucleotide messenger RNA. Lineage: Eukaryota; Viridiplantae; Streptophyta; Magnoliopsida; Gentianales; Rubiaceae. The record is from the annotation of a GenBank genome assembly.